CAAUUCUAUCAAACUGACAUUGACACAUUUUCAUCGGGAUAAUGUUGCCAGAUAAACAUUCUGGUUCUGUAGCCUUUUCCGCCGAUGUUACCUCAGCUGAACAACCGAUUCCACCGCCUCCAAAUUCACCAAACGAACAAUUUUCUUUCAAUCUAGAAUGUGAACAAUUGCCGUACAUAUCCAGCAGGUUGGACGGGAUCCAACUACCUGUUAUCCGUGAAACGGGGGUGAAGGCCUGCAUCGAUUAUUUGUCCGAGUAUUUCGACUGCAGCAGAUAUAAAAUAUCGACGUCUCAGUUUUGGUUCUUAGACAUAUUCACGGAUUGGCUGUGGAGACUGCAAGAUGAAUACUACUUCCCGGAGGAGCAUCAAAAACUUAUUUUGCAGUGGUUAAUCUACGUUCUCAAUCUGAUAAGAAAUAAUCCAAAUAUGAGACGGAGGGAGAUUUUUAAAAUAUUCCGAGAAGCAAUCGGCAUCGCCGAAACAAACAUACAAACCGGCGUCGUUUUGGAGCCACCCGAAAAAUUAUUCGCACUGGUUAACUUCGACGAACUUGAGGGCUCGGAGUCUAGUGCCAGUGAUGAGUUCGAAGAUGUAAGCGAACCCGUUACUCCAUCAAGCAUUUCCGUGUCUUCUGAUGGAAGUGGUAGUUGUGUAGCUUUAGAAUUCGAUGAGGAAGUCGAAGUUUUUAAGCUUCCGAAGGGACCGUGUGCAAACAACACCGAAUGUUUGUCUACAGACGUUGAAACUCCAACUAAUUCGACAGACGUAGAAUUAGAAAAUGAUUACGAGUCCUCUUUCGAUGGUGAAGAAAAUAAACAAGAAGAAGAGGAGGAUUUAACAGAAAUUCGUGACACUGACACAGACUUGGAAGUUUUUGAUCCAAACGAUUUCUUUUUGGCAAAUGUGGACUCCAUUGAGAAAGACUCUUCGAAGAAAACCACUUGUUCACACGCCACCUUAAGAUUUAAUGCCAGUCGAAUCAAAGAAGAGGAAGUGCUAAAAGCUUGGUUUGAAUACCACAUGUGGCAGAGAUGUAUUGAGAACAUGGAUAAAUCUUCAACCGGUUGUUUUCCUGAAGUGCAAGGUCCUGCCGCAAACACUUCUUCAGAAACCGUGUUUAAUCCGGAUGACAUUCAGUAUUGGAAGAACUACAUGGCGGAGUGUGAUAGUUUGAUCAAAAAGACGAACGAAGUUAUUUUUAUUAAUAUGUGUGCAGUCAUGGCGAUUAAGCAGAUGGUUUUGGAAUAUUUCUACGAGAGUUUUCAGUUUUUGAUGAUUAGUGCCUUGUUCAAUUCUCAAAGGCAUUACGUUACUCAAAGACUUAACGAACAAUGGUUUAUACCUAAAAGAUUGAAGUCAGAGCUCAAAAGACCCAAACCUACUAAACAGAAAACACCAAAGAAGGAUAAGAAAAGCAAGAAGGGCUCCAAAAGCUCGAAAAGUAGCAAAAAAAGCAAAAAAAGUAAGAAAAGUGUGAAAAGCUCUAAAAAGAGUAAGAGCACCAAAUCGAGCAAAAAAAGUAAGGACAAGAAACCUAAAAAACUCACUAAAGAGGAGAAGGAAGAGCUAGCAAGACGUCAAAGAGAACAAGAAUUGUUGGAGGAACAAAUGAGGAUGGAGGCGGAGAACAAAGUGUUUAUGUUUCCUUUGGUGGACGCAGCCAACGAAGAAUUUUACAAGGGGAUAUUUCCCAACUGGACGCCACCAAAGGCUGACAAGGGCAAAAAAGGCAAAGCUAAGGGAAAGGGUAAAAAGAAAAAAUAAUCUGAUAUUGUAAGAUUUACAUUGAAGUACAAUUAUUUUAAAUUAGUAGUAGUUUCAUAUAUUUUUUUUUUUUUGAGUCGUGGACAGGUGCAACGUAAAUUUUUCAAAUUUCUACCGGCACAAAUUUAUAAAUAAACAAGAUCGUCACACAGCGUCAACUUGAACCAAAAUUUUAGACCUGUUGCUAAGAUUAGCCUCGCACUCAUGCUUCCCAUUAAAAUAGAUUCGAGAAAUGUGCGUACGUCAUCACCAUUACGAAUAAAAGAUGUCACCAAUC
Messenger RNA from Aethina tumida (small hive beetle), 2043 nucleotides. RefSeq lists its product as uncharacterized. The transcript is spliced from 5 exons. Lineage: Eukaryota; Metazoa; Arthropoda; Insecta; Coleoptera; Nitidulidae. The record is from RefSeq and is a predicted model, not a curated record. The coding region runs from base 42 to 1766 and encodes 574 amino acids.